AUGGAGCGAUACACUCCCCAACAACGCGGAAUAAUCGUGUCUAUUUUUUUGCGUAACAAUUCGUCUGUGGUGUUGGUGCAGCGCGAAUUCCGUCGCCGAUUCCCCGGUCGUCCGGCACCGACUGCGCAAACACUGCGCCGUUUGGCCACCAACCUUGAAGAGUAUGGGACUACACGAGACGCUGCCAAGAGUGGCCGGCCCCGGAGCGCCCGUUCUGCCGAGAAUAUCGCCGCUGUUGCCGAGGAUGUCGAGCUGUCGCCAGAAACAUCGACCAGACGCCGUGCCUCGCAAUUAGCCAUCAGCCGGUCGUCCCUAAGGCGAAUUUUGGUCAAAGACCUGCGCAUGUUUCCGUACAAAGUUCAGUCCGUGCAUCAGCUGCUGCCUGUCGACCGCCAAACGCGUGUAACCUACGCCCAAGCCAUCCUCAAUCUCGAGGACGAAGUGGACGAUUUUUCGACCAAAAUCAUAAUGAGCGAUGAGGCUCAUUUCCAUCUCAGCGGGUACGUGAACAAGCAAAACUAUCGCUUCUGGGGCACCGAAAAUCCACGAGUGAUGCACGAGGAGCCAUUACACCCGCUCAAAGUGACUGCAUGGUGCGCUGUUCACGCUGGAGGAGUCAUCGGGCCAUUUUUUUUCGAGGACGCCGCUGGUCAAACGACAACAGUGGACGGUGCGCGCUAUAGGGCCAUGUUAACCGAGUUUUUUCUGCCGCAAUUGAACGAAUUGGGACUGGAGGACGUGGUUCCAACAGGACGGAGCAACGGCACACACUGCGCGAGCCACAACCGAUAUUCUGAAGGCGGCGUUCCCGGGUCGCCUCAUCUCUCGUUUUGGCGAUUUGCACUGGCCCGCAAGAUCGCCCGAUUUAACCGUUCCAGACUUUUUUUGUGGGUUUUUUUGAAGUCCCAUGUUUACGUGAACAAGCCCGAGACCCUGGAAGCCCUCAAGGACAACAUUCGAUACGAGUGCGAGAAUCUGUUGUCCGAAGUUCUCGCCGAAGUGAUGAAAAAUGCCAUAAAACGAGCCCAUAUAGCAAUCAAUUGUGGCGGCGCCCAUUUGGCCGAUAUCAUCUUCUCGACUUGA
This is a messenger RNA of Anoplophora glabripennis (Asian longhorned beetle), 1083 nucleotides long. RefSeq lists its product as uncharacterized. Lineage: Eukaryota; Metazoa; Arthropoda; Insecta; Coleoptera; Cerambycidae. The transcript has a single exon. The record is from RefSeq and is a predicted model, not a curated record. Gene Ontology annotation, molecular function: nucleic acid binding. Bases 1 to 1083 code for a protein of 360 amino acids.